This is a messenger RNA of Diaporthe batatas, 1551 nucleotides long. RefSeq lists its product as uncharacterized. Gene Ontology annotation, molecular function: ATP binding; tetrahydrofolylpolyglutamate synthase activity. The coding region runs from base 1 to 1551 and encodes 516 amino acids. Gene Ontology annotation, biological process: tetrahydrofolylpolyglutamate biosynthetic process. The transcript has a single exon. NCBI's taxonomy places the organism in Eukaryota, Fungi, Ascomycota, Sordariomycetes, Diaporthales, Diaporthaceae. The record is from RefSeq and is a predicted model, not a curated record. Gene Ontology annotation, cellular component: cytosol; mitochondrion; cytoplasm.
AUGUCGGCCUCAGACAGGCUUGUCCCGACCUAUGACAACGCCCUCCACCUCCUGUCCCUGCUGCAGUCCAACAAGAACAUCAUCAACCUCUUCACCGCAGCCCCAGGCUCGCAGGGGGACAUCAAUGCCGCCGCCAUCCCCGAGAUGACGGCCUGGCUGGACCGGGCCGGCUACGCCCCCUCCGACCUGGCCCGCCUGCGCUGCAUCCACGUCGCGGGCACCAAGGGCAAGGGGUCCACGUGCGCCUUCACCACGUCCGUCCUACGCCAGUACCCCGACGUCGCGGGCCGCGUGGGGACCUACACCUCGCCGCACCUCGUCACCGUGAGGGAGCGCAUCUGCCUCGACGGGGAGGCCAUCUCCCAGGACAAGUUCACCACCUACUUCUUCGAGCUGUGGAACCGCCUCUCGGACGCCGCGAGGAAGGCCGGCGACGAGCUGCCCGGGGGUGAGGAGCUCGGCGCGGACGGGCCGUCGACGAAGCCGUUCUACUUCCGCUUCCUGACGCUGCUCGCCUUCCAUGCCUUCCUGAGGGAGGGCAUCAAGUCUGCCGUCAUCGAGUGCGGGAUCGGGGGCGCGUAUGACUCCACCAACGUGCUGCCCCCGGAGGCCGUCACCGCCUCGGCCGUGACGCAGCUGGGCAUCGACCACGUCUUCAUGCUGGGUGAUACGGUCGAGAAGAUCGCAUGGCACAAGGCGGGCAUUUUCAAGAAGGGGGUGCCGGCGUACUCUUAUCAGGCCGGGAGGCUUGACGGAGACGGCGUCUCAAAGGUCCUGAGCGAGCGGGCGCAUGAGAAGGGGGCCACUCUGGACUUGAUCGACAACCAAGUGCUGGAGCAAUGGGCAGGUGUGCAAGGCGCCCGCCUGGAAGGAGCAUUUCAAAAAGGCAACAUGGCCCUCGCCGCUGUCAUCUCGAGGAGGCAUCUGCAGGCACUGGGCCACAAGUUUGAGCUCCCUUUCUUCGAGAGCGGGGGCUCAGCGCUCCCCAGCAAGUUCGGCGACAUGCCCGAGCAAUUUAUUACUGGCUUGCAGACCGCAACACUUCGAGGCCGCUGCGAAACAAUCACAGAUGACCGCAUACAGUGGUUUCUCGACGGCGCACAUACGGAAGACAGCCUUGUCCAGGUGGGCAAGUGGUACGCUGACAAGAUCUCCGGGGAGGACUCCAUCCGGAUACUCAUCUUCAACCAACAAGACCGUGACUCUGCCGCGCUACUGCAGACGCUCCUUGAGACUAUACUGAAGGAAACAGAAAUACCCAACCACAAGAUCUUCCACCACGCCUUCUGCCCGACAAACGAGGCCAACAGCUUCAUGAAGAAGCCGGAGUUUACCGUGCAGAGGAAGAACUGCGAUGUCAUACGGCAGUUCUGCCCUUUUACCGCAGCACUCCCCGCGGACAGCAUAUCGACAGCGCUCGAUAUGGCAAGGACGGUCAUGCUCGGGGCCAAGAAGAGCAAGGACAAUUUCAAAGUACAGGUGCUGGUCACGGGAAGCUUCAAUCUGGUGGGGCCGGCGCUGAAGCUGUUGGAACCAGGUGGUGAACCUUAA